This is a messenger RNA of Drosophila busckii, 9216 nucleotides long. It is a transcript of the gene Ten-m, whose product is annotated as teneurin-m. Lineage: Eukaryota; Metazoa; Arthropoda; Insecta; Diptera; Drosophilidae. The record is from RefSeq and is a predicted model, not a curated record. The transcript is spliced from 9 exons. Gene Ontology annotation, biological process: motor neuron axon guidance. The coding region runs from base 428 to 8647 and encodes 2739 amino acids.
GCAAAUCGAAAUUGGAUAAAAAUCAAAAUGAAAAUGUUGGCCCCAGUGCCAAAGUGCUGAGAGUUUCAUCAGUUUUAGUUUUUUUUUUUUGGAAACGGAAGCAUCGAGAGAGCAGCUCCUGCCUGCAAGGAGUUUACUCCUUAACACUUCUACAACGCUUCAUUUCGUUUUCGCUUCUUCCUACUUAACUGCGCUUAACUUGGCAGCAGCAGCAGCGACAGCGGCAGCAGCUUUAUCUUCAUCUUUCAUACUCUACCAUCUAUUUCAUCUAUCCUGUAACUGAGUGUCGGCUUUCCGGGCCCGCAAAACAGCCGCCAAAAUUAAGUUCUCAAAGCAGAAUCCACAUCACGCAUACCGUCACUCGGACAAUCUCUACGACGGUGGCACCGACACCGACGACGACGAAUGUCCUCUGGAGUCGACCACAAUGAAUGCCUACGAGUAUGAGUCCACGCUCGAUUGCCGCGACGCUGGCGGCGGUCCCGUUGUUCCCUGUCCCGGCACACUGCCCAUGACCGGACGCCAUGCGGCGUCAGCUGGCGGCGCACACAGCAGCCAAACGCUCCAGCAUCCAAAUCAACAGAAUUUACAAAACGCCGCAGCCGCCGCAGCAGCAGCAGCGGCUCAGCAGUCGUCACACUACGAUUACGAAUAUCAGCAUUUGACGCAUCGUCCACCGGAUAACAGCACAGGCAACAACUCGACAGCACAACGCACACACGGCAGACAAGGCUUUCUGCUGGAGGGAGUUACGCAACCGGCACCACCGGAUGUACCGCCACGCAAUCCGACAAUGAGUCGCAUGAAUAAUGCCCGUUUAAUUGGCGGCGCUGUUGCUAACAAUUCAAAUGAUCUGGGCGUUGACUUUGAGCCGUCGUGCUUGGUGCGAACGCCAUCGGGCAACGUGUACAUUCCUAGUGGAAAUCUAAAUAUCAACAAGGGCUCACCCAUCGACUACAAGAGCGGCUCGGCCUGCUCGACGCCCACAAAAGACACACUCAAAGGCUACGAGCGGAAUCCGCCGGGCUGCAUGGGCGGCCCAGUGCUGCCACCGCGCAGCGUCAUGAACGGCAUGCCCACGCAUCACUACUCGGCGCCGAUGAACUUCAGGAAGGAUCUGGUCGCCCGCUGCUCCUCACAUCGCGUCAGCAUUGUAAUGGCCUCGGUGCUGGGCGUGAUUCUGCUGCUGCUCAUCACACUCGCCUGCACGGGCAAUCUGCAUCUGUCGCCGCCGACGCCCUGCCCGGUGCUGGUGGGCAACGAGGCCUCCGAGGUGACGGCGGCCAAGAGCACCAAUACGGAUCUAUCGAAACUGCAUAACGCGAAAAACGGACAAGGCAUUGGAAUCAUUCAGGGACAGGGACAUGCGACGUCAUCGGUAACAACGGCCACCUCGAAUAGCGGCACGGCUCAGGGCUUGCAGUCAACGUCCUCCUCAUCGGCGGAGUCCACUUCGGCAGCGGCAGCGGCAACGGCCACGUCCUCGUCGCAAUCAUCGCUGGCGCCCUCCACGUCGCUGUCCUCGUCCUUGGCAAAUGCCAAUAAUGGAGGAGCUCGCACUUUCCCAGCGCGCAGUUUCCCGCCAGAUGGCACGACCUUUGGACAAAUUACACUGGGCCAGAAGCUGACCAAGGAGAUACAGCCGUACAGCUAUUGGAACAUGCAGUUCUAUCAAUCGGAGCCGGCCUAUGUGAAAUUCGACUAUACCAUACCACGUGGCGCCUCCAUUGGCGUCUAUGGACGACGCAAUGCGCUGCCCACGCACACCCAGUACCACUUCAAGGAGGUGCUCAGUGGCUUCAGCGCCAGCACGCGCACCGCUCGAGCGGCACACUUGUCCAUAACGCGUGAGGUUACCCGCUAUAUGGAGCCGGGACAUUGGUUUGUCUCGCUCUACAACGACGACGGAGAUGUGCAGGAGUUGACCUUCUAUGCAGCUAUAGCCGAGGAUAUGACCCAGAACUGCCCCAACGGCUGCUCCGGCAAUGGACAAUGCCUGCUCGGACAUUGCCAAUGCAAUCCUGGAUUUGGUGGCGACGAUUGCAGUGAGAGCGUCUGCCCCGUGCUUUGCUCUCAGCAUGGCGAGUAUAUCAAUGGCGAAUGCAUCUGCAAUCCUGGCUGGAAGGGCAAGGAGUGCUCACUGCGCCACGACGAAUGCGAAGUGGCUGACUGCAAUGGCCAUGGCCACUGCGUCAGCGGCAAGUGCCAAUGCAUGCGCGGCUACAAGGGAAAAUUCUGUGAAGAAGUUGACUGCCCGCAUCCGAACUGCUCUGGUCAUGGCUUCUGCGCCGAUGGCACCUGCAUUUGCAAGAAAGGCUGGAAGGGCGUCGACUGCGCCACAAUGGAUCAGGACGCUUUGCAAUGCCUGCCCGACUGCUCAGGCCACGGCACCUUCGAUCUGGAUACCCAAACCUGCAGCUGUGAGGCCAAGUGGAGUGGCGAUGACUGCUCCAAGGAGCUGUGCGAUCUUGACUGUGGCCAGCAUGGACGCUGCGAGGGCGAUGCCUGCGCCUGCGAUCCCGACUGGGGUGGCGACUACUGCAACACCAAAUUGUGCGACGCCCGCUGCAAUGAACAUGGCCAAUGCAAGAAUGGCACCUGUCUAUGUGUUACAGGCUGGAACGGCAAGCACUGCACCAUUGAGGGCUGUCCCAACAGCUGUGCUGGGCAUGGACAGUGUCGCGUCAGUGGUGAGGGUCAGUGGGAGUGCCGCUGCUAUGAAGGCUGGGAUGGACCAGACUGCGGUAUUGCGCUGGAGCUCAACUGCGGCGACAGCAAGGACAAUGACAAAGAUGGCCUUGUGGACUGUGAGGAUCCCGAAUGUUGUGCUAGUCAUGUCUGCAAGACUUCUCAGCUCUGCGUCUCCGCACCCAAGCCCAUUGAUGUGCUGCUGCGUAAGCAACCGCCAGCGAUUACUGCCUCCUUCUUUGAGCGCAUGAAGUUCCUCAUUGAUGAGAGCAGUCUGCAGAACUACGCCAAGCUGGAGACCUUUAACGAGAGCAUUUUUUGGAAUUAUUUCAAUGCAAGCCGUUCGGCGGUUAUACGCGGCCGCGUUGUCACCUCACUGGGCAUGGGUCUGGUUGGGGUGCGCGUAUCCACCACAACGCUGCUUGAAGGAUUUACGCUAACCCGUGAUGAUGGCUGGUUCGAUUUGAUGGUGAAUGGCGGUGGCGCUGUGACGCUGCAAUUUGGACGCGCGCCGUUCCGCCCGCAGUCGCGCAUAGUGCAGGUGCCCUGGAACGAGGUGGUCAUCAUCGAUGUCAUGGUCAUGAGCAUGAGCGAGGAGAAGAGCCUCAGCACAACGAGCAGCACUCACACUUGCUUCUCCCACGACUACGAUCAGAUGAAGCCAGUAGUGUUGGCCAGCUGGAAACAUGGCUUCCAAGGCGCUUGCCCAGAUCGCAGCGCUAUCUUAGCCGAGUCCCAGGUCAUACAGGAAUCGCUGCAAAUACCCGGCACGGGUUUGAAUCUAGUCUAUCACAGCUCUCGCGCCGCCGGCUACUUGUCCACCAUCAAACUACAGUUGACGCCCGAUAACAUACCCGCUAGUCUGCAUUUGAUUCAUCUGCGUAUUACCAUCGAGGGCAUCUUGUUUGAGCGCGUGUUUGAAGCUGAUCCUGGCAUUAAGUUCACCUAUGCUUGGAAUCGUUUGAACAUUUAUAGACAGCGCGUCUAUGGAGUGACCACAGCUGUAGUUAAAGUGGGCUAUCAGUAUACAGACUGCAAGGACAUUGUCUGGGACAUACAGACAACCAAGCUGAGUGGUCAUGACAUGUCCAUCUCGGAGGUGGGUGGCUGGAAUCUGGAUAUACAUCAUCGCUACAACUUCCAUGAGGGCAUUUUGCAAAAGGGUGACGGCUCCAACAUUUAUUUGCGCAACAAGCCACGCAUCAUAUUGACCACCAUGGGUGAUGGACACCAGCGUGCGUUGGAGUGCUCUGACUGCGAUGGUUUGGCCUCUAAGCAGCGUCUGCUGGCUCCGGUGGCGCUAGCAGCUGCACCCGAUGGCAGUUUGUUCGUUGGUGACUUUAACUACAUUCGCAGGAUUAUGACGGACGGCAGCAUCCGCACUGUGGUUAAGCUGAAUGCCACACGCGUUAGCUAUCGUUACCACAUGGCUUUGAGCCCACUCGACGGCACACUCUACGUCUCCGAUCCAGAAUCCCAUCAGAUUAUACGCGUUCGCAAUAUCAACGACUAUUCCCAGCCAGAGCUGAACUGGGAGGCAGUUGUUGGCUCCGGCGAGCGCUGCCUGCCUGGCGAUGAAGCUCACUGCGGUGAUGGCGCUUUAGCCAAGGAUGCCAAGCUUGCUUAUCCUAAAGGCAUUGCCAUCUCCAGCGAUAACAUUCUCUACUUUGCUGACGGCACCAACAUUCGCAUGGUGGAUCGGGAUAACAUUGUAAGCACUCUAAUUGGCAAUCACAUGCACAAGUCGCACUGGAAGCCCAUUCCCUGCGAGGGCACGCUCAAGCUAGAGGAGAUGCAUCUGCGCUGGCCCACAGAGCUUGCAGUUUCGCCCAUGGACAACACUCUGCAUAUCAUAGACGAUCACAUGAUUCUACGCAUGACUCCAGACGGACGCGUGCGUGUCAUCUCGGGACGUCCACUGCACUGUGCCACUGCCUCCACUGCUUAUGAUACGGAUCUAGCUACUCAUGCCACUUUGGUUAUGCCGCAGUCCAUUGCCUUUGGCCCACUGGGUGAGCUCUAUGUAGCCGAAAGCGACUCGCAGCGCAUUAAUCGCGUUCGAGUCAUUGGCACAGAUGGACGCAUUGCUGCCUUUGCUGGCGCCGAAUCCAAGUGCAACUGUCUGGAGCGUGGCUGCGACUGCUUUGAAGCGGAGCACUAUUUAGCCACCAGCGCCAAGUUCAAUACCAUUGCUGCGCUCUCAGUCACACCAGAUGGACAUGUGCACAUUGCAGAUCAGGCCAACUAUCGCAUACGUUCGGUCAUGUCCAGCAUACCCGAGGCGAGCAACUCACGCGAGUACGAAAUCUACGCACCAGACAUGCAGGAGAUCUACAUCUUCAAUAGGUUUGGUCAGCAUGUGUCCACUCGCAAUAUACUCACCGGAGAAACAACCUACGUCUUCACCUACAAUGUCAACACCUCCAAUGGCAAGCUGAGCACCGUGACCGAUGCAGCUGGCAACAAGAUCUUCCUGCUGCGCGACUACACCUCCCAGGUGAACUCCAUUGAAAACACCAAGGGCCAGAAGUGUCGUCUGCGCAUGACGCGCAUGAAGAUGCUGCACGAGCUGAGCACCCCAGACAACUAUAAUGUCACCUAUGAGUACCAUGGACCCACUGGUUUGCUGAAGACCAAGCUGGACUCCACCGGACGCAGCUAUGUCUACAACUAUGAUGAGUUUGGUCGUUUAACCUCAGCGGUUACACCCACUGGACGUGUCAUUGAGCUUACCUUUGAUCUGAGUGUGAAGGGUGCGCAGGUUAAGGUCUCUGAGAAUGCGCAAAAGGAAAUCUCCAUGUUGAUACAAGGCGCCACCGUUGUAGUAAAGAAUGGCGCCUCCGAAUCCCGCACUACAGUGGACAUGGACGGCAGCACCACCAGCAUUACACCCUGGGGACACAAUCUGCAAAUGGAAUUCCUGCCUUAUACCAUACUCGCUGAGCAGAGUCCGCUGCUGGGUGAAAGCUAUCCCGUGCCCGCCAAGCAGCGCACUGAAAUUGCAGGCGAUCUGGCCAAUAGAUUUGAGUGGCGCUACUUUGUGCGUCGCCAGCAGCCACCGAACCAAGGCAAGCAGAGCAAAUCGGCACCACGUCCAGUAACCGAAGUGGGACGCAAGCUGCGCGUUAAUGGCGACAAUGUGCUGACGCUGGAGUACGACAGGGAAACGCAAUCCGUGGUGGUGCUGGUGGAUGAUAAGCAGGAGCUGCUUAAUGUUACCUACGAUCGCACUUCACGUCCGGUGAGCUUCCGCCCGCAGUCGGGUGACUACGCAGACGUUGAUCUAGAGUACGAUCGCUUUGGCCGUCUAGUCAGCUGGAAGUGGGGCGUGCUCCAAGAGGCCUACACCUUUGAUCGCAAUGGACGCUUGAACGAAAUCAAAUAUGGCGAUGGCUCCUCGCUCGUUUACACCUUUAAGGAUAUGUUUGGCUCGCUGCCGCUCAAGGUGACAACGCCACGUCGCUCCGACUAUUUGCUGCAAUACGAUGAUGCAGGCGCGCUGCAGAGUCUAACAACGCCACGUGGACACAUUCAUGCGUUCUCGCUGCAGACCUCUCUGGGCUUCUUCAAGUAUCAGUACUACUCGCCUAUCAAUCGUCAUCCAUUCGAAAUUCUCUACAAUGAUGAGGGACAAAUAUUGGCGAAGAUACAUCCGCAUCAGUCGGGCAAGGUUGCCUUUGUGCAUGAUGCUGCUGGACGACUGGAGACUAUUCUCGCUGGACUCUCAAGCACUCACUACAGCUACCAGGAAGCCAACAGCCUGUUGAAAUCAGUGGAGGUGCAAGAACCUGGCUUCGAGCUGCGUAGGGAGUUCAAAUACCAUGCGGGCAUACUGAAGGACGAGAAGCUGCGUUUUGGCAGCAAGAAUGCUUUCGCUUCAGCUCACUACAAAUACGCCUAUGAUGGCAAUGCGCGUCUCAGUGGCAUUGAAAUGGCCAUAGAUGACAAGGAGCUGCCCACCACACGCUACAAGUACAGCCAGAACCUCGGACAGCUCGAGGUGGUGCAGGAUUUGAAAAUCACACGCAAUGCAUUCAAUCGCACUGUUAUUCAAGAUUCAGCUAAGCAAUUCUUUACCAUUGUGGACUACGAUCAGCAUGGACGUGUCAAGAGCGUGCUGAUGAACAUCAAGAGUUUGGAUGUCUUCCGUUUGGAGUUGGACUACGAUCUACGUAAUCGCAUUAAAUCGCAAAAGACAACGUUUGGACGUUCUACAGCCUACGACAAAAUCAACUACAAUGCAGAUGGACAUGUCAUCGAAGUGCUGGGCACCAACAACUGGAAGUAUCUCUACGAUGAAAAUGGCAACACUGUGGGCAUUGUGGACCAAGGCGAGAAGAUCAAUUUGGGUUAUGACAUUGGCGAUCGUGUAAUCAAACUGGGUGAACUCGAAUUCAACAGCUACGAUGCUCGCGGCUUCGUUGUGCGUCGAGGUGAGCAAAAGUAUCGCUACAAUAAUCGCGGACAACUAAUACACGCCUUUGAGCGUGAGCGCUUCCAGAGCUGGUACUACUACGAUGAUCGCAGUCGUCUCAUCGCCUGGCAUGAUAACCAAGGCAAUGUUACCCAAUACUAUUAUGCCAAUCCCCGCACGCCUCAACUGCUCAGCCAUGUGCACUUCCCUAAGCUAGGACGCACUAUGAAGUUCUUCUACGAUGAUCGGGAUAUGUUGAUUGCACUGGAGCAUGCCGAGCAGCGUUACUAUGUGGCCACCGAUCAGAAUGGCUCACCACUUGCUUUCUUCGAUUUGAAUGGCGCUUUGGUUAAAGAAAUCAAACGCACUCCGUUCGGUCGCAUUAUCAAGGACACCAAGCCGGACUUCUUUGUGCCCAUUGAUUUCCAUGGUGGACUGCUCGAUCCGCAUACCAAGCUCAUCUAUACGCAGCAGCGUCAGUAUGAUCCCACUGUGGGUCAAUGGCUUACUCCUUUGUGGGAAACUCUCGCCACUGAAAUGUCCAAUCCCACCGAUGUCUUUAUCUAUCGCUAUCACAACAACGAUCCCAUUAAUCGCAACAAGCCACAGCAGUACAUGAUCGAUCUGGAGUCCUGGCUGCAGCUCUUCGGCUACGAGCUGAACAACAUGCAGAGCAGUCGCUACACCAAGCUGGCCCAGUAUACGCCACAGGCUUCCAUCAAGUCGUAUACGCUGGCGCCAGACUUUGGCGUCAUCUCCGGCUUGGAGUGCAUUGUGGAGAAGACCAAUGAGCGCUUCAGCGACUUUGACUUUGCGCCCAAGCCGCUGCUUAAGAUGGAACCCAAGAUGCGCAAUUUGCUGCCACGCGUUUCAUAUCGUCGCGCUGUCUUUGGCGAGGGCGUCCUGCUCUCACGCAUUGGCGGACGCGCUUUGGUGAGCGUUGUCGAUGGUUCCAAUAGCGUUGUCCAAGAUGUCGUCAGCUCUGUGUUUAACAACUCCUAUUUCCUGGAUCUGCACUUUAGCAUACACGAUCAGGAUGUCUUCUACUUCGUCAAGGACAAUGUGCUGAAGCUGCGCGAUGACAACGAGGAGCUGCGUCGACUGGGCGGCAUGUUCAACAUAACAACGCAUGAGAUUAACGAUCAUGGCCCAGCCAAGGAGCUGCGUCUGCAUGGCCCCGAAGCAGUCGUGAUAAUCAAGUACGGCGUUGAUCCUGAGCAGGAGCGGCAUCGCAUACUGAAGCAUGCGCAUAAGCGCGCCGUGGAGCGUGCCUGGGAGCUGGAGAAGCAGCUGGUGGCAGCGGGCUUCCAGGGCCGCGGCGAUUGGACUGAGGAGGAGAAGGAGGAGCUGGUGCAGCAUGGUGAUGUCGAUGGCUGGAUUGGCAUCGAUAUACACAGUAUACACAAGUAUCCACAGCUGGCCGACGAUCCCGGCAACGUGGCCUUCCAGCGCGACGCCAAACGCAAGCGACGCAAGACGAGCAGCAGCCAUCGCAGCAGCGGAUCGAGUCGACAUCAGCAGAAAUACGAUGAGCUGAGUGCGUGAGUAGAGGAUUGGGAGCUGGGAGAAAGUGAAGCGGAGCAGACAAGCGAGGAAUAUGAUCAGCCAGAGGACUACUUGAUAGCUGUGGGCAAUGCGCCCAGCGAGCUGCAGAAUUUGUAAUUACUUAGGUGAAAUACACACACACACAACCAAACACACACACACAUAAGCAGCGAUUCGCACUUGAACUUGACUUAUCGAAUAUAAACUUUAAGCUUAUUUAAAGUUGAGCAACCAGACAUGACAGCAAAUCAUAUUAAAUCGAUAUAAAUUAAUAUAUAUAUAUAUAUAUGUGUGUAUUGUACACUGAGCGAAAAAAAACGUAAUAUAAUAUGUAUGUUGAUGUUGAGUUUAAGCUAAGUACUAUGGAACAAAAAUGAUGUUUAGUGCGCGUGUAAUCCAAUUUUUUGAUGUUUAUUCGAAUCUCAACUGCAAACAAAAAAAUGUUGCACACACAUACAGAUGCAACUACGUCUAUGUUUUGUCUACAGCAGUCUAAUUAGCCACACACACAAACACACACACAACCGCAAGCAAAAGCAAGGAAACCAACAAAUUAUACAAUUAACUAU